AUCUCCCAUGGCUCUCCCAGAAGUCCCGCUCUGGAUUAACGGCGAACGUAGGUCAGCUAGUGACCAUGGCACGUUUGACGUGCGUAAUCCUCUGACCAAGGAGGUUGUCGUCAAAUCGGCUUCAGCUACUUCUCAAGACUGCAAGGCCGCCGUCGAGGCAGCACAAAAAGCCUUGGACUCAUGGGAACAUACCCACGGGGUCAAGAAACGUGCCGUCUUCAUCAAAGCUGCCGAGCUCCUCCAAACCGACAAGUAUAAACAGAAAAUUGCCAAGCUAUUACGUGAAGAGACAGCUGCCGCAGAUUCAUGGGUGACUGUCAGCAUUACGGGCUCGUACACUUGGAUAUUGGAAACAGCCGGAUUGUGCACGCAGAUAAAGGGAGAGACCUACCCAUCUGUUACGGGUCCAGGCGGACAUGUUCUCGUGCAGAGAAGAGCACAUGGCGUGAUACUUUCUAUCGCCCCAUGGAAUGCGCCCAUCAAUCUGAGCUUCAGGGCUAUCCUCAUUCCGCUUGCAUGCGGGAAUACAGUGGUCCUCAAGUCAUCCGAGUUUAGUCCGGCAUCUCAGGAAAUCGUGGUUGAGUUGAUGCAUGAGGCUGGUUUACCACCUGGUGUUUUGAAUUAUGUUUCUAUGUCAAGAGAGACAUCACCUGCUCUUACAACAGAGUUGAUUGGACACCCAUUCGUUAGACACGUGAACUUCACCGGAAGCGACCGAGUCGGCAGGCUCAUCGCACAAGAGGCAGCCAAGUACCUCAAGCCAUGUGUAUUCGAAUUAGGAGGGAAAGCUCCAGCAGUUGUCCUUGAGGAUGCAGACAUCGAAGCAGCUGCUCGAUGCAUCGCAGACGGCGCACUCGCAAACUCCGGACAAGUCUGCAUGUCAACCGAACGUGUCAUCGUCCAACGCGGCGCCGUCUCUUCACUCCUCCCGGCUCUCCAAAAACACUUCCAACGCAUUCGCGCAGGUGAUACCUAUGCACAGAGUGGUGGCGGCGCGAGGAUCCCACCGUUGAUUAACGAAGGUUCUGCAGAGAGCGUGUUGAAUUUGUUGCGUGAGGCGCAAGGAGAGGGAGCAGAGAUCCUUGUUGGUGAUUUAAAGAGAGACGGCGCGGUUCUGAAUCCGCAUAUCGUUUCUGGUAUACGGCCUGGUAUGAGGGCGUUUGAUCGGGAAAGCUUUGGUCCAGUUGUGGGCGUUACUACAGUUGAUACUGUAGAAGAAGCAGUUGAACUGGCGAACACGACGGAUUAUUCGUUGACAGCAUCGGUCUGGACCCGCGAUAUUGUUCGUGGAUUAGAGGUGGCACCACGUAUUCGUGCAGGACUGGUCUCAAUCAAUGGAUCUACGUACCACGGCGAGCCAGGAUGGGUGCACGCUGGCCUUGGAGGAGCAACAGGAUACGGAAAGUUCGAUAUCGAGAACUUUACAUACAAACGCGCGAUAGUCGUCCAUCCUGCACAGGGGACAUAUCCGCUUGUGGAUAACCCUUAGCUGUCUGCCAUAACUUCAGGUAAAAUAUGAAGGGUGAUAGUCGCGGAAUGUACACAUAUGUAAGGAAAUCUAAGGGGACAUGUAGUGUAAACAUGUCAUUGGUAAAAGCAGAACUUGUGCAGCUUUCCAAUAUAUAGUAUCCAAUUUGUAGUGGGUCUCCUUUCGGUUGCUUUGAAUGGCGCAUAUAGCAGC
This is a messenger RNA of Fomitiporia mediterranea MF3/22, 1681 nucleotides long. RefSeq names its product aldehyde dehydrogenase. The transcript is spliced from 10 exons. Gene Ontology annotation, molecular function: oxidoreductase activity, acting on the aldehyde or oxo group of donors, NAD or NADP as acceptor. The record is from RefSeq and is a predicted model, not a curated record. NCBI's taxonomy places the organism in Eukaryota, Fungi, Basidiomycota, Agaricomycetes, Hymenochaetales, Hymenochaetaceae. Bases 8 to 1489 code for a protein of 493 amino acids.